Chaetomium fimeti is the source of this 1451-nucleotide messenger RNA. RefSeq lists its product as uncharacterized. The record is from RefSeq and is a predicted model, not a curated record. The transcript has 5 exons. The coding region runs from base 1 to 1254 and encodes 417 amino acids. Lineage: Eukaryota; Fungi; Ascomycota; Sordariomycetes; Sordariales; Chaetomiaceae.
AUGGCUUCGCACAUAAGCUCCAACUUGGCAGAAGGGCUGACAGCGCCUGCUGCUUCUGAGAGCAAUUGUCAUCUGGGGCUGGUUUGGCCAUGCGUUCGCACGAUCGAGGAUGUCCUAGACUACGUCGUCAAUUCUCGCCAAAGCAAUACCGGAUCGAUUAUCGGCUUCCACUGGCUGGCGAGCGAUGUGCACCAUCUUUAUCAACAGUUGAAUGCCAGGCUGUUUGACCUCGCCGAACCGAAGGUUCAACGGUUUGAGUACGAUUACGAAUCCCAGAUAGUAUAUCUCGACAUCAUGGAUGAAUCCCCAAUUCAUCAUCACGUUCGAAUGAGGCUCCGCGACCACAUCAUCGCCGACCUUGCAACACUGAUUGCCGUUACGGAUGGUCCAUUAAUCCGCCAGCUGACACGCUCCAUUGGGGAAUAUGAUCCGAUCCCCAUCGAAUUCGAGAACAAGCUCUUCAAGCAGGCCGAUCUUGCAUUCGGUCAGAGCGAGCCCCGCCAACACAUGUGGAGGAAGGCACACCAAUAUAUCGAUUUGUCGGGCGGUAAAAUCCGAGCCGUUCUUAUCCUUGACCUUCAAUACUCCGGUAUGAAGAAGGCGUGGGUGAGCUUGCUCACAACCGACGGCUGGGCCCAGCAUCACGAGGUCUGUUAUGACGAUGAUCUCGACAAACAACCUAUCGGCCAGGUCGAUCUGUAUCUUUCCGACUUUGUCGACCCCGCUAGUCUACCACUCGCCUGUUGUCGGUCCUCUACUGCUGAAUUGACUGGGAUUACCAAGAACCCCGCGAUCACUCUGACAUACGACGGGCUGAGGGCUAUCUUUCGCAGGGCUCGCCACUUAUGCAAGCCGACAGAGUGUAUUAGGGAGUCCAGCGAUGAGGAAACCCUAUCCAUGGAAGCAGAGCGGUGUAUCGCUGAAGCAGACCGACAUACGGCUGAAGCAGACCGGCAAACAGCUGAACCAGGGCAGCGUAUAGCUGAAGCAGAGCAGCGUAUAGCUAACGCGGAGCAGCGUAUAGCUAGCGCGGAGCAGCGUAUGGUUGAAGCAGAGCGCCGUACAACAGAAGUGCGUCUCGAGACCGAGCAGCGUGUGGCUGAAGCGCGCAACGAGGGCCGUCUCGACAUGGAGCGGCGCGUGAGACUGUCGAGGCGGAAAGGCGUAUGGUUGAUGCAGAGCGGCGUGUGGUUGAUGCAGAUCGGCGUGUGGUUGAUGAAGAGCGACGUGCAGUUGACGGAGAGCGACGUGUAGUUGACGAAGAGCGACGUGUGGCCGACAGUGAGCGGCGCGUGGCUGAUAGUGAGCGGCGCGUGGCCGAUAGUGAGCGGCGCGUGGCCGAGACCCGGCGUGUGGUUGCCGAAGAGCGGUGUGUGGUGAGUUAGAACGGCGGCUAGCUAGAUCGCAUGGAGGCCGGGUAGCAUUUUGCGAAGGUGUGAUGCCUGGUGGAG